UGGAUAGUGAAGAAUCUUAUUCAACAAUGUCUGGCGAAUUACGGACAAGAUUCCGCAUAAGUAAAAUACCUCCUCAACAACACCUCUGUUGAUGUAUCUAAGGGUUCUUCAAGCACAAUCCCUCAACAAUCAGAACUUACAGCAAUUGUCUGGUAUUUCGGAACUUCUGCGUUGUUUACAGUUGACAGAUGCGGAGUUUCAAAACAUAUUGGUAAAAGAUUUGCAAAAUGAUGUACUGAUUCGUAAAGCUUACAUCGGAUACUUGAUUGAUUGCCAUCAUACAUUGUUAUCUGCAAUUGAUAAUAUUGAAUCGCUCCAAGAGCACCUUCAACUGGACAGCCAACUCCUAAAGCGUCAGAUAAUUAUGACUUGUGUGAAAUAUUUUGUGGAAAAAAAGGGACAAACCUUACAAAAAUUUCACAACGAAUUUGUACAGUUAACGGUAUCGGACGAGAGAAAAGACUUACUGAAUGUUUUUCUGAAAACAUUAAUGGACGAACUUCGUUCAGACAUCGUUUUGAGCUGCAUGACCGAAAGGCAAACCAUCGAAGCAAGAAUUUGCUUAGAAAGCUUAUUGCUACAGAGACUUUACCAGUUUGUUAUGUUUCCAAAUGAUGAUGGCGAUAUUUCCCGAGAUCAGAUGAAUAUGGGAGUGUACGCGCCCAUUGGACGCUCCGGUGGCGAAAGUGACCCACUUUCCCAUAAACUCUUUGGUGACCCGUUUUCCCCAAUAAGGCUGAGAAACGCCUCUCCAGCUCCCACAUAUGUAAACACGGCGACAGCGCGGGACCGCUCACCACCGACGAUGAUUGCGAUGAUGAUUAAUGAUGACAGCUGUAAGCGAGCGCGCAUCAUCGCGGCGGCACCCAGUUGGACGAACGCGUGCAUGCCGCGCGUGAGUGACUCGUGGGUGACUUUCACCAGGCAGUGCAGCCAGAUGAUUAGAGUAUUCUGGAAUGUUUUAUUCGGGAAAGUUGGAGCAUAUUCUAGAUCCACGUUGAGGUGCUAUAUAAGGAGAGCACCAACUUCGUACUACGAAAUAGUUUGAAUUGACCCGGCAAACGGUCAAGAAGUGACAAGUGAUAUAUUCGAAGAGUACAAGCGUUCGCUUGGCUUCGACAACGCGAAGUAGAAGUGCAAAAGCGUUUGCGUGGCUUCGACAACGCAAAGUUAGAAGGAAAUAAAAUGCUUAGUGUAAAAGUACUUCCUGUGUGUUUUUCUUUCUUGCGAGAAAGAAAUUCCCCGUUUGAGGCACUGUGAAGCCCCAAACAUUUGGUUCUUCAAACCGGAUCAACGGAGGAUUUCUGGUACCCCAGGUCUUGCGAGACUCCAUCCCGCCAGGAAUCCGAGAACUACUCGCUUGAGGCACUGCGGCGCCUCAACAUUUGGUCCUUCGAGCCGGAUCAACGGAGGAUUUCUGGUACCCCAGGUCUUGCGAGACUCCAUCCCGCCAGGAAUCCGAGAACUACCCGCUUGAGGCACUGCGGCGCCUCAAUAUUUUGGUCCUUCGAACCGGAUCAAAGGAGGAUUUCUGGUACCCCAGGUCUUGCGAGACUCCGUCCCGCCAGGAAUCCUAGAGCUCCUCGCUUGAGGCACUGCGGCGUCUCAACAUUUGGUCCGUCCGAACCGGAUACCGUGCCUGUGGAGUGGAACCGGCCUACAGUCCCCGGUUCACCGUCGAAGUGUCCUGCUGGUCAUCGAGGCGACCAGCUGAGGAAACCCUGCCGGUCUGUGGACGAUCGGCACCAACGGUGUCUUCUUUGCCGUCGGCAAAGACAUCAUCCCAUCGGAGGACUUCUACCGAUCGACGAGUCGGUCGGUAUCAGCGAAGCAUUCUGCUGGUCGAGGAGCGAUUAGUGGAAACGAGACCCUUUCCCUGAAGGAUUUUCUGCCGGUCAGCGAAGAGAUCGGCACCAGCGAGUUGUUCCCCUGGUCAACGAGGCGACCAGUCGAGGAAUCCCUGCUGAUCUAUGGACGAUCGGCACCAACGGUGACUUCUUUGCCGCCGGCAAAGACACCAUCCCUUUGGAAGAAUUCUACCGAUCGACGAGUCGGUCGGUCCCAGCGAGGCAUUCUGCAGAUCGAGGAGAGAUCAGUGGAACCGAGACCCUUCCCCCUGGAAGAUUUUCCGCCGGUCUACGAGGUGUUGUAGUGCGUUGUUCCCCUGAUCAACAAGACGACCAACCGAGGAUCCCCGUCGGUCAUAGGAGAUCGGCACCAACGGUGACUGCUUUGCCGCCGGGAUAGACACCAUCCCGUCGAAGGAAUCCUGCCGAUUGACGAGUCAGUCGGUCUUGGUGAAGCGUCCUGCUGGUCAUCGAGGCGACCAGCUGAGGAGUUCCGUACCGGUCAACGAGAGAUCGGCAUCAAGGGUGACAUCCUUACCGCCGGUGAGGACACCAGUGUAUCGAAGAGUCUGUCGGCCGCAGCGAAGCGUCCUGCUGGUCAUUGAGGCGACCAGCCGAGGAAUUCUGCUGGUCAGAUUACGACGAGCAUUACGGUUGACAUCUUUGCCGCCGGCAAAGGCACCAACGAGAACAUUUCCUGCCGAUCACCGAGGUCAUCGGCUCCAGAAGAAGUUUUUCCCUCGGUCAACGAGCGAGAAAAACUACCGCCGGUCAGUGAACGAUCGGCACUGGAUGUGUCAUUCUUGUCGCUGGCAAGACCACCAAGAAGACAGGUGUUUACCGGUCAGCGAGCUUUGCAAACGGUACCGUCAAGGCAUUCUACUGAUCAAGGAGGUAUCAGUGGAAGCGGGACAGCCUUUGCUCGUCACCAAGGACAAGAUCAUCCGCCAGGUGAGGUGUUGACCCUAACAAAAUGGUUUCCCUGGUCAACAAGGUGACCAGUCGAGGAUCUCCGCCAGCCAAAGUGGAACGGUACUGUCGGUGUAUUCCUGCGUGGCCACCGAAGAGGGAGCUUGUCGAUCAACCAACGACCUUCGAAGUGAAGAUGAGACACCGCACACCGGAAUUUGAGGCACCCGCCAUGCAUGAGACACAGCUACUCUUCCAUCUCCGUGAACAGGUCUCGCGGAAGACUCGGCACAUCUUGGGAAACCUGGUAGAGGCAGAGCACGACCCGCCGAAGAUAAUAUCAUCGCUCCUGCGGGUGUACGAGAAGAAGCUAGGCACGUACUACCAGGAGUACGCCAAGUUUCACCAGGAGAUCUUGGACCGGAUCCCUGCAUUGGAGUUCAAGGAACAGGAAGAGCUGCAGAUGGACUUCUAUCGGCUGCACACCGAAGCGCUGCUAAGGAUUGAGCAGCUAUCCGGGAGCUUGGCUGGUAAGUAUGAUUUCAGCGAAAAUGAGCGGCUUGUUUUGGAAAGCUUUCAAAGCAUGCAGCUGUCAGAGCCUACUCAAGAGGAGCAAUCUGACAAGUUAAACGUGGUACCGUCACAUCACGUUGCGACGACCGGCAGCAACGUGGAAACCAUUCAGGAAGAGCAUUCCAAUCGGUCCAGUGUAACGCCAACAAAUGACACUGUGACACCUACACAGCCACCAGCCAAGUCGCAGUCGAUAGAGUGCCGAGCGUUUGAUGGCUUCCAUAAUCGGCAUCAGGAGAAGUCCGUCUUAGAAGAACUCUACGACUCAUCCAGUCUAGAGCCGCCGGCAAUCUCUGAGACGUCCAAGGACGAACGGAAGAACGUUCACAGGGAACACAAUAGGUCGUCCUGUACGAAGGAACCGCGUCACACGACGAGAUGUGGCGUACCUAGCACUGAAGAUCGACAAGGCGCGGAUUGGAAGCGGACUUCCCUCCGGGCAGAGUUCAUACCGACGAAGCUAUUCAGCCAGUCCUGUGUGCAGCUAUCGAGUGGCAAUGCGAUCCCCGUACAGGUAUUCCAACUGGCCAGCAAGGAUUGGAGAUCUUCAGGAAGAUUGCGGAUUCGCCAACAAUCGCACUGUUGUAGCGAGGAGCUCUCCGAUGCGCUCAGAAUAGUACCAUCGACUCAGAGAGUGCGAUCAGACCACCAACCGAAGAACGCUCAGAAGGAGCACUGCAAGCCGGUAAGUAUCCAGAACCAUCGCCAGUUGGAGUUCGCUCGGGUGGAGCAAUUCGGCUCACCAAGUCACACCGUGAAGUCUGACGAGUCAGGAGCCCCUGGUCGACAGCAGGAAGUGGAUCAUCGACACCGCUCGGAGCCCGCUCAGAAGAACUCCAAUCAGCCAAGAGUAGAACCGUAUGCAAACGUGCAUUCUACGACACCCGUCGAUCAUCCGGAAUCCAUUCGGAAGGAGCAUUCCAAGCUGACCAGUUUCAAGCAGCUACGUCGAGUGGAGACUAGCACUGAGACUAUGACAGUGGCAGCCGUGAAGUACCCAGAGCUUGCUCAGGAGAAGAUUUCUGGUCCGUUCAGUGUGGAACAGCCCGUUCACACUGCGACAUUCGUCGUAGGAUCUGACUUCACCACGAGAAUGCAGACUAGAUCGUCCGGAAUGGAGCUGACGAACCACGCCUCAUGUACCAUCGUCUCCACGGCAAGCACGAGAGAGUCAGUGUCUGCUCAGGAGGAGCUCUCUGAUUUGUCCUGCGUAGAAUACCCUCUGCGCACUGCGACAUCCGCCGUGGAACCAGAGUCCGUUUAUAAGCCGCGCAAUGAUGAUCUGCCAGAAUCCACUGCAGAAAAUUCGAGACACGUGAAGAUCGCUCAGGAUAAGCCGUCACACGUAAAGCCAUUGAGUAGUGCAACGGCUGCAAUCCAAUGGGAGAUCGUUCUGGACGAAGCACGUAUGCUGCUACACGGGAAGCUCUCACUUGUGACAGUCCUCGACCCUGUUUUCGACCAAGUGGAGUCUGUUCAGGUUGAACCCUCCAAGUUGUCGCCAUAUGUGAAAAUAUCGACGAACCCAGCGAUGUUUCCCAAAGGCACAGAGGCGGAGACCAUGGAGUGUGGAACCCUAGACAUCGUGAAGUUGACUCUGGACACUGCUGCACGUGUCAUGGUCUUUGACAGCAACUGCAAGACGGGAAAGUUCAGAGACCUGCAAAGAUCAAAGACCACUUUUGUGAAUGAUUCGAGAUCUAGCUCUGAAAUGAUCGUCGAGCGAUUCAGUCCAGCCAGGGCAGGGCAUGCUGGAGCUGCAAUGUCCACCGUGAAAGAGAUGUAUUGCGUCAUGCUGCCUACCGAGAUAGUGCAUCACCAGCCAAUACUCAACAGUACGAGGAAAAUGGAAACAGAAUGCGCAUUGUUUGGCUAGC
Aedes albopictus (Asian tiger mosquito) is the source of this 5206-nucleotide messenger RNA. RefSeq lists its product as uncharacterized. The coding region runs from base 2821 to 5205 and encodes 794 amino acids. The record is from RefSeq and is a predicted model, not a curated record. The transcript has 3 exons. NCBI's taxonomy places the organism in Eukaryota, Metazoa, Arthropoda, Insecta, Diptera, Culicidae.